CACACUCCUGUGCUUUCUGAUAAAGAGCUGGUGACCUUACAGAAACCUGAAGCAAAGCAAAGGAACUGCACUCUUCACACUACUUUAACUGUCAGUGAUCACAUCAGAUGCUGAAGGGAAAACAGAAGUUUGAAGUGGUCUUGGCAGGGAACUUAAGGAACUAGCUGAAGCAAUCUUGGAACCAUUAGCAAUUAUCUUCGAGAACUCAAGGAGGAUGGGCGAGGUCCCAGGGGACUGGAGAAGGGUAAGUAUAGUACCUAUCUUUAAAAAAGGGAACAAAGAGGACCUGUGGUAUUAUAGACCAGUCAGCCUAAGUUCAAUACCUGGAAAGAUACUGGAACAAAUUAUUACACAAUAAAUUUUUAAGCACCUAGAUGAUACCAGGGUUAUAAGGAAUAGCCAGCAUGGAUCUAUCAAGAAAAAACCAUACCAAAGCAAUCCAGAUUCCUUCUUUGACAGUAUUAUUGGCCUGGUGGAUGGGGGAAGAGAGGAGAGCAGUAGACCUGAUAUAUUUUGAUAUUAGUAAGGAAUUUGAAGAUCCCACAUGACAUUCUAAUAGUCAAUUUAGGGAAAUGUAGUCUAGAUGAAAUUACUAUAAAGUGGAUGCACAACUGAUUGAAAGGCCGUACUCAAAGUUAUCAAUGGUUUGCUGUCAAAUUUGGAGGGCAUAUCUAGUGAGGUCUGCAGGGGUCAGUCCUGGGUCUGGUACUAUUCAAUAUUUUCAUUAAUAAGUUGUUUAUGUUAUUUAAUGUUAUUUCAACUUGACUGGAGAGUAUGCUUGUAAAAUUUGCAGAUGACACCAUGCUGGGAGGGGUUGCAAGCACUUUGGAAGACAGGAUUAGAACUGAAAAUGAUCUUGACAAAUUAGAGAAUUGGUCUAAAAACAAUAUGAAAUUUAAUAAAUACAGGUGAAAAAUACUAUUCUUGAGAAGGAAAAAUUAAAUGUACAGCUACAAAAUAAGGAAUAAUUGGCUAAGUGAUAGUUAUGCUGAAAAGGAUCUGGGGGUUGUAGUGUAACACACAAAUGAGUUAAUGUGAUGCAGUUGCACAAAAGGCUAAUAUCAUUCUGGGGUACAUUAAUAGGAAUGAUGUAUUUAAGACAUGAGAGGUAACUGUCCCACUCUACUCAGCACUGUUGAGACUGCAGCUGGAGUACUGUGUCCAAUUCUGGGUGCCACACUUUGGGAAAGAUUUGAAUAAAUUUAAUCAGGAAAUACAAAGUAUGCUGGAAUGGAGAUAGUUAAAGAGUCAGACAGUCCUUGGGUCUCACUAGUUGUUAUGGUUCCUAAGAAGGAUAGGAAUAUAAGGUUGUGUGUUGAUUACAGAAAACUUAAUACUGUCACAGUACCUGAUGCAUAUCCGAUGCUCAGAACUGAUGGCAUGUUAGAUACUUUAGGCUAGGGGAAAUAUCUAAUUACUCUAAACCUCAUGAAGGGAUACUAGAAAAUCCUUUUAGACAGUACAGAAAAAUAAUCCACGUUCAUUACUGAUUUGGGAUUUUAUGAGUUGAAUGUGUUACCUUUUGAUUAAUGCAGGAGCCACCUUUCAAAGGCUCUUUAAUCAAGUGUUAAAAAGUUACAAGACUUUGCACAGGCUUAUAUUGACGACAUUGCAAUAUUUAGCAAUUCUUGGUCAGAUCAUAAAAAACACUUGGGAACAGUGCUGACAAGACUCAAAGAUGCGGGUCUCACUGGAAAAGUGUCAAAAGGUAAACCAGAAGGAGCCAAAAGGUCUUUUUUAGGUAGGUAGGUGGUGGCCAAAUUUCUCCUGAUCCCUUGAAAGUACAAAUCUAUUGUUAACUGGCCUUUCCCCCCAAACUAAAAAGCAAGCCAAAUCAUUCAUAGGCUUGGCUACCUAUUACCACUUAUUUGUACAUGGUUUCAGUGACAUCACACAAGUUGGUGUGUAUACUAUUCCCUGGGGGAUAGCAGACAUGGUAUUUCUGUGAGUGUUCAGUGGAGAAGAUACUUUGAAGCAGAGGAAUGCUUCAAAGGGACUCAGGGAUUGGGGUGCACCUAUUGUUAACCUGCAUGGCAAAGUUAGGGCUGACAGUACCCAGAAGAGAGUGCUUGGUAGGCUAACAGGCUAGUGGUGUCAGCGGUCUGACACCCAGUUAAACACAAACAAGUCUCUCACAUGCUGGAGGCAUUGGUAUAAUAAGGUGACUCUCAGUCCUAGGUACCCUGAGAACCAUCACAGUUGGGCAAGAAGUAAAGAGCUUAAUCUGCAGUAAGGGAGAUUUUAGGUUAGAUGUUAGAAAAAUCCUUUAUACUAUAAAGGAUAGUUACAUUCUGGAAUAGGCUUUCAGAGGAGGUUGUGGAAUCCCCAUAAUUGGAGGUUUUAAGAACCAAUUGCACAAACACUUUCAGGGAUGGUCUAGAUUUACUUGGUCCUGCCUCACUGCAGAGGGCUGGAAUUGAUGACCUCUCAAGGUCCCCUCCAGCACUAUGAUUUUAUGAAGGAAGAAGACUGUUAAGGUCUUCGAAAAACUCGGUAAGAUUCUGUCUGAAGAGGGAGAGUAAAAUGUGGCAACAAAUAGAUGUCACUCACAUGAGUCAAGAACAAAGAGUGAUUUUGUUAAUCUCUUUUGUAACUAAUUCUCCAUGGCAUUACAUCAAUACAAUACGACCAAUAUGAGACUGGCACAAUAUACAUGUCUAAAUAAUUUUCCAGAAUAAACUUAUUUGAAAAAAAUUACUUCUUAUUUAUAUGCUUAAAAGAGACAGGUUGCAGUAAACUUAAAGUUAUUCAGAAUGUCUUGGCUUUUUAAAAUAAGCUCAUUGUUUUGCACAAUAAGUUUAGCAAAUUUCAUAGGAAAUACACAUACAAGUACAUCCUACAUUGAUAAGCUCGGAUAAUAAGGUGAUGGGCAUGGUAUAAAAACCUAGAUAAACUGAUAGGAAGUUACUGCUUACUUCAGAAAGGAUUUAGAGUUGGCUUGAUUUAACUAUGGGUCACGAAGAAAAUACGUUCAUUAAUUUCAGCUCAUUGCAACAAAAUAUUUGUCAUUCCUUUCUCCUAGGGGGAAAAAAAAUAAGACUGCAGACUAGAUGGCAUGAUUAGUAGUUAGUAUUCAAAACCCUUUUACUGUUUAUAAUUGUGAUUUUAUUAAUCUUGUCCUUGUUUUCAUUUGUUUCUGAGAAACAUUCCAAAAAAAUGAAGGAAAGAAAAUUUUGGAGUCAUCAAAUGAAAUUAUUAUAGACUAAUAAUAUUAAAAGGACCCAAGAGUGCAUCCGAGAGUGCUGAAGGAAUUGGCUGCUGUGAUUGCAGAGCCCUUGGCCGUUAUCUUUGAAAACUCGUGGCGAACGGGGGAAGUCCCGGAUGACUGGAAAAAGGCUAAUGUAGUGCCAAUCUUUAAAAAAGGGAAGAAGGAGGAUCCUGGGAACUACAGGCCAGUCAGCCUCACCUCAGUCCCUGGAAAAAUCAUGGAGCAGGUCCUCAAAGAAUCAAUCCUGAAGCACUUACAUGAGAGGAAAGUGAUCAGGAACAGUCAGCAUGGAUUCACCAAGGGAAGGUCAUGCCUGACUAAUCUAAUCGCCUUCUAUGAUGAGAUUACUGGUUCUGUGGAUGAAGGGAAAGCAGUGGAUGUAUUGUUUCUUGACUUUAGCAAAGCUUUUGACACGGUCUCCCACAGUAUUCUUGUCAGCAAGUUAAGGAAGUAUGGGCUGGAUGAAUGCACUAUAAGCUUCAGGGUAUAGCUCCUUUCGUAAAAGCAUGGAGACUAUCGGCAAGAAGCAGUAUCAGGUUCAGCAUGGGUCAUGCAGCUAUACCUUUCUAUUGCCUGAGAUGGACAACUGCCGCUCUUCUUCUAGCUCUUAUGUGUCUAAUGCAGUGCAGAGGGAUGCACCACUAGAUUAUGAUGAUUCAGUACAAAGACUGCAACUACUUGAAAACCUCAUGGAAAACAACACUCAGUGGCUAAUGAAGCUUGAGAAUUAUAUCCAAGACAAUAUGAAGAAAGAAAUGGUAGAGAUCCAGCAAAAUGCAGUGCAGAAUCAGACUGCAGUAAUGAUUGAAAUAGGCACAAACCUACUGAAUCAAACAGCUGAACAGACCCGCAAGUUGACAGAUGUUGAAGCUCAAGUAUUAAAUCAGACAACGAGACUUGAACUUCAGCUUCUGGAACAUUCUCUUUCAACCAACAAAUUAGAAAGGCAGAUUUCAGAUCAAACCAAUGAAAUAACUAAGUUGCAAGAAAAAAACAGCUUUCUAGAAAAAAAAGUCCUUGAUAUGGAAGACAAGCACACAUUUCAGCUUCAGUCAAUCAAGGAUGAAAAAGAUCAACUUCAAGUACUAGUAUCCAGACAAAAUUCUAUAAUAGAAGAACUAGAGAAACAGUUAGUCACGGCUACGGUAAACAAUUCAGUUCUGCAAAAACAGCAACAUGAUCUGAUGGAGACUGUUCACAACUUGCUUACUAUGAUAGCUACACCAAACUCAGCCAAGAACAACUUUGUGGCUAAAGAAGAACAAAUCCGUUUCAAAGACUGUGCCGAAGCUUUCAAAUCAGGACUUUCAACCAGUGGAAUCUACACCUUAACAGUUCCUAAUAGUGCAGAAGAAAAAAAGACAUACUGUGAUAUGGAAAGCAGUGGAGGGGGGUGGACAGUUAUUCAGCAGCGUAAAGAUGGCAGUGUGGACUUCCACCGGACAUGGAAAGAGUACAAGAUGGGAUUUGGUGAUCCUGCUGGGGAGUACUGGCUGGGAAAUGAGUUAGUUUCUCAACUGACUAAUCAGAAACGCUAUGUUCUUAAAAUACACCUGAAAGACUGGGAAGGAAAUGAGGCAUAUUCAUUGUAUGAACAUUUCUAUCUAGCAAGUGAAGAACUAAAGUACAGGAUCCACCUUAAAGGACUUACUGGGACGGCGGGCAAAAUAAGUAGCAUCAGCCAACCAGGAAAUGAUUUUAGCACAAAGGAUGCAGACAAUGACAAAUGUAUUUGCAAAUGUUCACAAAUGCUAACAGGAGGCUGGUGGUUUGAUGCAUGUGGUCCCUCCAACUUGAAUGGAAUGUACUAUCCAUUGCGGCAGAACACCAACAAAUUUAAUGGUAUUAAGUGGUAUUACUGGAAAGGAUCAGGCUACUCUCUCAAAGCCACAAGUAUGAUGAUCCGACCAGCAGAUUUCUAAAUGCCCUUUGCAUUGUAUAUGAAUUGUGUAUUGUAUAGUCUUCAAAGACUACAUUUGCCAAACAUUUAAACUCACAGCUACAAUGUGUCAUUUUCCAGCCCAGAAAACAUGCACUAGUAUUCCGAAGGGAUCAAUUUGUUCCAAUUCUUGAAUUGUGAUAGUCUUCAUCAGUUCAAGCUCACAUUACUCAACUAGACACAGCAAAGUCUAAAACAUGAAAUAAUCUGUGUAACAAUGAUUUUGGCAGAAAGACUGAGUUAAAAGGCUGUCCAAGAAACUGUCAGACAAUUUAAGGACUUUGUUUUCUUGAUCGUUUAUGUUGUGUGUGUUAGUAAAUAACUGGAACUGUGAAAAAUAUCUAAAAACUUAGUUUUAGAAAUGCGCCUUUGUGCUCAUCACUGAACUUAAUAAAACAUUAAUAUAAAACUCUCCUAACUUGCAAUCUAAAUCUAGAACUAUUUUUCUAUCCCAUACCUUGUUUGUACAUAUAUAUACAUAAAACUAUAUAGUGCCUUGUAAUUAGUUCAUUGUCAUAAUUAAAGGAUACAUUCCUUUGCAAAGGUUUCUAAAUAACGUUUAGACUUAUUUGGGGCUUUUCUUGCAGUCUACAUCAGUUUAUUUAACACUCUUAGGAGAAAUAGCGUCUCCAUUUAAGUGCUUUGCAUUUAUUCUUAGAAAAUACUGUGUAUAAUUGAUCACUAUUUUAAGGGUUUUUUUAAACUAUCAGAUGAUGUACUUAUUGCCGUUGAUAUUUUAAAGUACAAACAAUCCUGCCAAUUAUAGUAUACUAUCGUGUGUUUUAUUACAUUUUCUAUGAAGAUUGCACUUUUUCCCCUUUCUAGUUGUUUAAUGUAUAACAACUGAGAAUUAAGUAUUACAUAAUGCUGUUGCCUCACUUAAACAUCAGACAACUGCUGUUCUCCAUGCAAUUAAAUAUCACCUGGUGAUGUUUGUUUAGACCCUUUGUGAAAAAUAAGCUAACUUUAAUAACUUCUUUAAAACCAAUCUGCUCUUUUAUGGAAAAAAGGUCAUGUUAUUUCUUAAGAUAAAUGUUAUUACAUUUUAGAAAGAGAAAGAAGAGAAACCUAAAAAUAUCCUAUGGUCAGACAGUUUUUCUGUGUGGGAAAUAGCUGCAUGAGGCUCAGACAAUUCUGAGUGUGGUGAUAAUCUAGGCCUCAACGUAGAUCUUUAAGUGAAUAAAUGGCUUUAUUUGGUGAUUUUUCCAAUGUUUAUUGUAACAAUAUGCUGAAAAAGUAUGUAUUAUAGUGUAUUGACAGAAAUGCUAAAAUUAAGGUUCAGAAGACACUUCUCUUCUAAACCCUUUCAAUGUUUUAUAGAAGUCAGACCAAAAAAAUAAACUUCUGGGUCGAAAUUUCUCAUGCUUGGUAUCAGCCCCAACACGACAAUUUUAGAAAUUUUUCAUUGACCGCUAUUGAACUUUGAGUUCCAAAAGUGAAACAAAAAAGCAUGUUUCCGGUACAGAAAAUUUUUCUAGAUUUUUCUGAGGCUCAGAUAACAAAACGUGUUAAAGUAUUUUUAUUUUUUCUAUAUGCACAUUACAUCAGUAAUUGUGACUGAUGUUGGGAAAUGAGUUAAGAAGAACCAUAUUGUUGUAAAUCAACUGCUCUCAAAAAGUUACCCAGUUACUUGCUUUCAGUGGCAAAAACAGACUGCUGUACUGGUAGCAAGUAAUGUAUCAGAAUUAGUCAAGGAGAAUAGAGGCAAAAUAUACAUUAUGAGACUUAUAAAAAUAAUACUUCAUAGUGUUUUAUAUGAACCCCAUGAAUUAAAAGUUAAUUGAGUUGCCCUAACAAUUAUAUUUUGCCUAUUAUGUAAAAUACUUAAGACCGUUAUUUAAAAAUGUAUUAUUACUUCUAUCAAGCUUAUAACAUUCUUCUUCAAACAUACUAAGUCAAAAGAUUACUUUGUAAAUCACUUCCAUAAAACAGCCGUCUCACAAUGGAAUGAUACUUUAUCCCCCAUUUUUAAUUCAAUAGAUCACCAAAAUACUCAUAAUACUUUUAUUCAUAUGAAGAAAUACAAAAGAUAUCCUCAACUUCUGAAAGAUUUAGGUCAUUACCCACAGCAACAAUCCAUUCUUUAAAAGUGCUCAUUAAGGAACCUCUUGGUAUCAGACAGCACAACAAUGGGUACAGUAUGAAUGACUGGUCAGUCAUUAAAUAAAAACCAUGCUUCCUUGUCCUCAACUAUAAUCUUCUGUUUGUCUAAGGAAAGUACAGGGACAAUAUCAGAUGAUGAAACUAAUGCUGAUUUAAGGUUUAAUUAUUUUUUCCUAUUAGGAAUUGAGUUGCUUGAGUCAGAUCUGUAAAAUAUGAAUUCUUGUUUCAUAAUAUUGUUAAAAAUUAUCUGUUGAGUUGCUCAAAAUUUUCAGCACACCUAACAAGCAGACAUUGCUGGUCUAGUUUGAUUUUCCAAUACUCUCAAUCAUUACCAGGGUAUUAACCUUGAUCAUUACCCCAACCAAAGUCUUAAAAUCAUCAUUCCGUAAUUACCAUCUCUAAUUUUAUUUGAAAACUCUGUAGUUUUUUGAAAUCAAACCUUAAUGUUUAGACAGGGCCAACCCACAAUAUUUUGGCACUUGAGGCAGGGAACUCAAAUGACACCCCCAUGCUCCCUUGCUUGGGACAAAACUUUGAAACUCUCAGUUCUGCCUUCUUC
Chelonia mydas (Green sea turtle) is the source of this 7809-nucleotide messenger RNA. RefSeq names its product angiopoietin 2 (gene ANGPT2). The transcript is spliced from 11 exons. The record is from RefSeq and is a predicted model, not a curated record. Gene Ontology annotation, molecular function: receptor tyrosine kinase binding. Gene Ontology annotation, biological process: angiogenesis; Tie signaling pathway. Bases 3715 to 5130 code for a protein of 471 amino acids. NCBI's taxonomy places the organism in Eukaryota, Metazoa, Chordata, Testudines, Cheloniidae.